Psylliodes chrysocephalus is the source of this 1219-nucleotide messenger RNA. NCBI's taxonomy places the organism in Eukaryota, Metazoa, Arthropoda, Insecta, Coleoptera, Chrysomelidae. The record is from the annotation of a GenBank genome assembly.
AAAAAUGGCAGGAACGUUAUGGAAUACAUGUAGAAAUAUAAAUAAUAACAUUAAUACUUCCUUAUUAAUUUCUCUAAGACAAGGCCACCACUUAAGAGGAAAGCCGCCAGGUGUAGCCAAAUCUUUAGAAACAAAAUUAGCUAAAGCAAAUUUUAAAGAUCCAGCUAUAUAUUAUAAAGUGGACAUAGGCUUACCUCCUUCACAAAUUUCCAAGUCAAAACUAAAGGAAGAACGACUGAAAGUUUUGAAAGAGCAAAGAAAAAGUCCAAUACUAGAAAAAUUAGCCAGAGAAAGAAAAUUAUCAAUAAAUUUAGAAGAAGUAUAUGAAGAAUGGCUAAAAAGUACAGGCCCCAAAGAUAUAAAGAGAAUUAUUGAACAUUAUGGUAUAUUCGAACAUUUAUAUGGAGAUGCUUAUUUUUAUUCUAGAGUACCUUUAAAGGUAUUUUACGAAAAUAAUGAGGGUAGUUCACCAGUUUACUUUGGAAAUGUUAUAAAACCAUCUGAAGCAACUCAAAAACCCAUUGUAUCUUAUGAGUGUGAUAAAAAUACACUUUGGGCUCUGACUUUGGUUAAUCCAGAUGGUCAUCUAACAGAACAAACUAGUGAAUACAUUCACUGGUUUGUAGGAAAUAUACCAGAAAAUGAUAUAACAAAAGGAGAAACUUUAGUGGAAUAUCUGCAACCUUUUCCUCCAAAAGGAACUGGAUAUCAAAGAUUGAUCUUUGUUUUAUAUAAACAAGAAAAACAAAUAGAUUUUUCAUCAUUUAAACGUGAUGGACUUUGCCUAAAUUUAUCAGACAGAACAUUUAGCACUUAUGAUUUUUAUAAAAAUCUUCAAGAUCAUAUAACCCCGGCUAGUUUGGUUUUUUAUCAAUCAGAUUGGGACAAAUCUUUGAAGGAUUUCUAUCAUAAUAUUUUAAAUAUGAAGGAACCCAUAUUUGAGUAUGAUUUUGCCCCACCCUAUAUAAAAAAACAAAAAUGGUUUCCUAUUAGAGAACCUUUCAAUUUAUAUAUGGACAAGUACAGGGAUCCAAAACAAAUUAAUAAGGAAUUUUUAUUGAGGAAACUGCAAAAUGUACAUCCAUUUAAAGGAUCACCACCACCAAUACCUUUCCCAAAUGCAGUGUACUUUGAGGGGUAUGUACCGUCUUGGCUCAAAUUAGAAAUUAGAAAAUCUAGGCUUAAAUGGGGCCGAAUCAACGAAAUUGAGAAUCAAUAA